Molecule: messenger RNA, 356 nt
Organism: Cylicostephanus goldi
Lineage: Eukaryota; Metazoa; Nematoda; Chromadorea; Rhabditida; Strongylidae
Source: the annotation of a GenBank genome assembly
AUGGUGAAAGAGGCCGUAGACUCCUUCAUCAAGGCUGAUGACCCAGGAGCAUACAUGGAAGUGGUCCAGAAGUGCUCUCAAACUGAGCACUGGGAGGAUCUGAUUGGUGACCGUUGUUUCGACAAUGGCAUGUUCGAAGCAGCGAAGAUCCUGUUCAACAACAUUUCUAAUUUCGCAAAACUAUCCGUAACCUUAGUCAAACUUGGAGAGUAUCAGGGUGCAGUUGAUGCUGCAAGGAAAGCCAAUAGCACCAAGACAUGGAAACAGGUUUGUCGCUACAUCUUGAAGCUCAUCGUUUCUUGUCAUGAACAGGCAAACGUACCUUUCUUUCUCGAAACUUCAAAGAUUGGGUGAGA